CCGAGAAAAGUUUGUCGGAAACUGAAUUAGAGAUCUAAGGAGUAUUUGCGGCUUAAGAGAGUCCUUGUUCACUCGAAUUUGCUGCCGCAUUUUAUCGAACAAGUGGUGUGCGGCGUUAUUGUUCUUCAAUAGCAAAAAAAGGCGAUCACACUCAAAGCAGCUUGGUUCUUGUUCUUUCUUUGCAGGUGCCAUUGAAGGGAAAGCAUUUCGCAUUUCAUCAUGGUUUGGUGCUAAUGUAGUUGAGUUCAUCAUCAACCUCGCUGAAGUUUCAAUAGCUUUUGUUCAAGAGAACAAAAUCCCUGCUUAAUUCUUUCUGCAGAUUUGAUCAUGCUUUCCAAACUGUUCUGCGCAUAUAAAAGCAAUUGUCAGCUUCACAAAUGUUUCUAGCACCCAAAGACAGAAGAUCUGGGGGUAUCUUGCUUUUCGUGGGAGGAGUUCUCUCAGUUGUAAUUUCAGAGAUAAGAACAGACAUUUGUUGCAAAACAGAGAUCUGAACAAUUAUGCUAUUGCAAGACUACUGGAAAGUUAUCAUCCCAAACAGUGGAGCGACUGCAAAGUGAUAUAUACUGAUGCACAACUGGAGAAUGAAAAGCUGUAAUUAGUACAAAUGCAGCAAUGUUGGUAAAGGACCAAUGUGACGAAUACACAGUUUGAUCUAGUGCACUAGUCAACCAAAGAAGAGAUGGGGGAGGAUUUGGUCAUAUAAAAGUGUCAGUAAAACAUAGAUUUGUCAGGUGUUUGGAGCAAUGUGAUCCAUAGCCAUGAGGGCUUGCUCUCUACGGGCGUCCAUCCUUCUCUGGUUGCGAUUUGCUUCUCCCAUCUUUGGUGGUUCUGCUUCCCUUUUUGAGUUUGAGUUGUAUUUUUGGCUUAUGAUUUUCGUGGGCUACAUGGUAGUCAACACCCCGGAGAUGAUUGAGAGGGCACACCUUGGUGAUCUGGGCUAGACUCUAGGGUAGAACAUAUACUUGAAAUGUUAGAUGUUGGCGGAAGUGAUGUACGCAUGGUAGGAAUAUGGGGAAUUGGCGGAAUAGGGAAGACAACAAUUGCUAAAGCUGUUCACAAUACAAUUACCCAUAAGUUUGAUGGUAGCUACUUUUUGGCAAAUGUUAGAGAAGGUUCAGAGCAACAUGGUGGUUUAGUCAACCUACAAAAUAUUCUUUUGUCUAAGAUUGUGGGGCAGAAAGAAUUGAAAAUAUACAACAUUCAUGAAGGAAUCACUUUGUUGCGUGAAAGGUUGAGAAAUAAAAGGAUUCUCUUAAUUGUUGACGAUGUGGAUAAUAUGGACCAGUUAGAGAAAUUAGCUGGGAGAACUGAUUGGUUUGGUCACGGCAGCAGAGUUAUCAUAACAACAAGAGAUAGGCAUUUGUUGAUUGCUCAUCAUGUGAAAUCAAUAUACAAGGUUCAUGAACUAGGUCAUCAUGAAGCUCUUGAGCUCUUCGGUUCAAAUGCCUUCAACGAUAAUAAGAAUUUGGAUGAUAAUGAGAAACUGUUGGUCACUACUGUUGUUAAAUAUGCUCAAGGCAUUCCGCUUGCACUGGAAGUUUUAGGUUCAUAUCUAUGUGAUACCUCUAUACAUAAAUGGCAAGCUAUGUUAGAUGGUUUUAAAAAAAAUCCUCCUAGGUGCAUUCAAGAUAUUCUCAUAAUCAGUUAUGAUGGAUUGCAAGAUACAGUGCAAAAAGUUUUCCUUGACAUUGCAUGUUUUUUCAAAGGUUGGAAGAGAAAUGAAAUGAUACAAAUACUUGAAGGUUGUUACCGCAUCAACCCCGAGCAUAGUAUUAAAGUUCUCGAAGAAAAGGCUCUCAUAUAUGUUGAUGUAUAUGGUCAAAUUUGCAUGCAUGAUUUGUUGGAAGAGAUGGGGAAAGAUAAAGUUUUGCAAGAGUCUACAGAGCCCAGUAAGCGAAGCAGACUGUGGCAUCACAAGGAUGUGCAAGACGUUCUAACAGAAAACAUGGGAACAUGUAAAAUUGAAGGCAUGAUGGUAAAGAUGCCCAAAGAAGAUGAGAUACGCUUGAGUCCUAAAUGCUUCAAGAAGAUGAGAAAUCUUAAAAUUUUUAUAAACGUCAAUGGACGGUUUUGUGGAAAGGUUGAUUAUUAUCCAAAUCAGUUGCGGUUACUUGAUUGGCCUAACUGUCCACUGAAAUCUUUGCCCUCCAAUUUUAAUACGAAGAAUCUAGUUCGACUUAGUAUGCCUUGCAGCCGCAUCUCACGUUUUGGAGAAGGAUUCAAGAGUAUGGAAAAUCCGAAAUCCUUAAAAUUGAAGGGAUGUGAAUUCCUAGCACGAAGCCCAGACCUGUCUGGAAGCCCAAACUUAGAGUUUCUGGAUCUAAGUUUCUGUACAAGUUUAAAGAAGAUUCACCCUUCGGUUGGAUCCCUCAAAAAGCUUGUUGGACUGGAUCUUGAAGGAUGCUCUAAACUUCGGAUGCUACCUGGCGAAGUCAACUGGAGAUCCCUCCAAACCAUUAAUCUUAACUAUUGCAGAAUGCUGGAGAGUUUUCCUGAAAUUGUGGGAGAGAUGAAAUACAUGACAUCCUUGCGUCUAUUCAGCACUGGCAUCAAAGCAUUGCCUUCAUCCAUUGGAUAUCUAAUUAACCUUGAAGAGUUGGAGUUACAUGAUUGUGGAAACCUCACAGAUCUACCUUGCAGCAUCUAUGAAUUGCAAAAUUUGGAGGAUGUUGUUUUGAACGACUGCCCAAAACUCGUAAGAUUCCCAAAUAAGGGGGACUCUGAAGUGCUUCCAACUUACGCAAAGAUUGAAAAUGACAGUUUUUACGGAUCCAGUUAUAUGGAGCCGAACGGUCCAUUCACCGGGAGACCUUUCCUUAUAUGGGGUUUUUCCUCCCAUUUUCAUUUUACAAUCAUCCAUUACAAUGCUCGUAGUAUGCUAUCUCACCGGGAGAGAUAGUAGAGCUCUCCAUCCCAAGGAUUUGUUGAUUUUGCCAAGAAAACAUGUGAGGACGUCAUUCUGCAUGAAGCUGGUGAGACCAAUUGGUUGCUUUCUAUUUGGUGAUGUUAGUGGUAACUGAUGAGGGGUUCAAACUGCAUCUUCCACAUAUCUUAAUUUUAUCAGAUUGAUUAAAGUUGGGGGUUGUACCGUAACCCUCCACUAGGGGAAAUUUAUAUUUUCAUAUUGGCAGAAGUUGGAUCCCAUAUUAUAUCAAAUUAUGCUGAAAUCUUUGUGGUUGGCCAUCAAAUUACAGAUUUUCUACCAACUAAUUAAACUAAGGGUACUAAUACAAUUUUGAGUAAAUUCAUCCUGUGAAAGGUGUUUAUUUGCAGAUUUAUUUUAUAGUUUAUAUUUUUAUCAAAGUAACUUUGUUGAAGUAUUACCAAUACAUGGCUAACGUUUAUAUGGCAGCAAGUUGGCAAAUCUGCAGAAGGGCCUAACAAAAGCAAAAGCGGCACCUCUCUUGGACAAGCUUGUUUUUGACAAG
This is a messenger RNA of Rosa chinensis, 3431 nucleotides long. RefSeq names its product TMV resistance protein N. Gene Ontology annotation, biological process: defense response. The transcript is spliced from 13 exons. NCBI's taxonomy places the organism in Eukaryota, Viridiplantae, Streptophyta, Magnoliopsida, Rosales, Rosaceae. The record is from RefSeq and is a predicted model, not a curated record. Bases 971 to 2902 code for a protein of 643 amino acids. Gene Ontology annotation, molecular function: ATP hydrolysis activity; ADP binding.